Naumovozyma dairenensis CBS 421 is the source of this 2064-nucleotide messenger RNA. It is a transcript of the gene FMP40, whose product is annotated as Fmp40p. Bases 1 to 2064 code for a protein of 687 amino acids. Lineage: Eukaryota; Fungi; Ascomycota; Saccharomycetes; Saccharomycetales; Saccharomycetaceae. The record is from RefSeq and is a predicted model, not a curated record. The transcript has a single exon.
AUGACCGAACGGGUAUCACUCUUGAAAGCAUUAGCCAAUUCUGGAUCAUCAAAAGUGAUCCAAAAACUCACACCAGACCAAACAAUCCCUACCAUAUCGAAAGCCAUCGAAUUAAUUGAAAACCAUGAUCCAACGGACAAGGAAAGAGUUGAAAAAUUCCACACACCAAGAUAUGUCUCAUCAGGAUCCCAUUUCUCAUUCACAACCCCCAUGAAAAGAUCGCAUUACAAACCAAUCUUAGUCUCCAAAGAAACAUUAGAAAAUGAUUUCCAGUUAGACAUUGAGAAUGAUCCUUUAAUUCCAAAGAUCCUAAGUGGUGAGAAAAUAUAUUACGAUGAAGAUAAAUCAAUAUUCCCUUAUAGUCUUGCCUAUGCGGGCUACCAAUUCGGAUCCUUUGCUGGUCAAUUAGGUGACGGUAGGGUAGUCAAUUUGUUUGAUUAUAUGAAUCAUACUUUCCAAUUGAAAGGAUCAGGGAAGACUCCAUUUUCAAGAUUUGCUGAUGGUAAAGCUGUUUUGAGAUCAUCAAUUAGAGAAUUCAUCAUUAGUGAAGCCUUGUAUAAUAUUGGAAUUCCAUCAACGAGAGCUGUACAAUUGACUUUAUUGCCUGGAACAAAAGCAAUAAGAGAUGGUAGUGAACCAUGUGCAUUGGUUUGUAGAGUGGCUCCUAGUUGGAUACGAUUUGGUAGUUUUGAUUUAUUUAAAUGGAAGCCCAAUUUGGUUGGUUUAAUUAAAUUGACUGACUAUUGUAUUGAAGAUGUGUUUCAUAAUGGGGAAGGUUUCCCGAAAGAUAUUGAUUUAGCAAAAUUUAAUAAAGAUUAUUUCCCUGAUUCUAAGGAUGAAGAAAAUAUUAGUUCGUCCUCAUUGCAUGAAGAAAAGCAAGAUCAGGAACAAAAAGAGGGACUUACUAACUAUGAUCAAUUUUUCAGACAUGUGGUUAAUUUAAAUGCAGAAUGCGUUGCAUAUUGGCAAGCUUAUGGAUUUUGCAAUGGUGUUUUGAAUACUGAUAAUACAUCGAUCAUGGGGAUUUCUCUGGAUUAUGGACCUUUUAGUUUCUUGGAUAAAUUUGAACCUGAUUUCACACCAAAUCAUGAUGAUUAUACUAAGAGAUAUUCCUUUGCCAAUCAACCUAGUGUUAUAUGGUGGAAUUUAAUUCAACUUGCGCAAGAUAUUGCCGUUCUUUUAGGAGCAGGACCCAAACAUAUUAAUGAUAUUUUACAAAUGCAAAAUGGUGAAGAUAUUGAUAAAUUCGAUGAUGAUUUAGAAAAGGAAUUUGUCAAUAGAGCGAAUAAUAUGAUAAGAUUGUGUUCAAGUGAAUAUAAAUAUAGAUUUACCACAAAAUAUGCGGAUUUAAUGGGUAAAAGACUUGGAAUAGAUUUAGAUUUACCUAAGAAAUUAACAAACGAUGUUGAUCUUGAUAAGUUAAGUAUCGAGAUUCAAGAAUUUUCCACUUUUAUCAUUGAUCCAUUGUUAGAAAUUUUACAACAUACGAAGAUUGAUUACAAUAAUUUUUUUGUUAAUUUGCAAUCAUAUGAUGGUCCCUUCUUUGUUAACGAUGAAGGAAAUUUGUUCAAUGGAUUAGAUGAAGAUUUUAUUAAGAUAUUUUUCAAAGACGAAGAAAUGAGGAAGAUCAAGGAAUUUUACGAGAAAGCUAGCGGUGAUCUUAACAGAACCACAUCUAGAGAUUCAGGUGAAACACGGUUUCUCAUUAGAACCAUGGAUAAACUGAAAGAAUGGUGCAUUUCUUAUUGCAGGUUAGUUCCUGAUGCGGAAAUACGGAAAUCAGUAGCUAAAAAAAAGAAUCCACUUUUUAUACCAAGAAGUUGGAUAUUUGAAGAGGUAAUUGACAAUUUAACCUUAGAGCAAAGAGAGAAAUUGGAUUACCCCGAAGCUGAUUUAGAUACAUCUCUAUUACAAAAACUUCAUUUAAUGAGUCUACAUCCUUAUGACAAUACUGAAUGGGAUGAUAAUUUAAGGGCAGAAGUGGUUGAAAGGUGGACGACUUUAAAACAUGCUAGUAGAGAUGAUAAGAAUAAGUUUAUGAAACAAUUAAGUUGCUCCAGUUAG